Messenger RNA from Gigantopelta aegis, 826 nucleotides. RefSeq lists its product as uncharacterized. The coding region runs from base 84 to 554 and encodes 156 amino acids. The transcript has 4 exons. The record is from RefSeq and is a predicted model, not a curated record. Lineage: Eukaryota; Metazoa; Mollusca; Gastropoda; Neomphalida; Peltospiridae.
AGUCGUAUUUCGCAGGACUGUGCAACCUCGUGACGACAAACUGAUAAACGAGUGAACCAGAAGUCUUUCUUCAAGUUGGCACAAUGAACGCGAUGAUAAGAGGUGCAAUUAUCGUAACUGUCUGUGUAUUUUGUGAAUGCACUGAACAGAAAGCAUUCCCUACCACCACCCCUCCUAACCCCCCUACCACUCUUGGCCCUCCCACAACAAUGCCAGAAUGUACAGAAUGGGAAUCGAAAGAAGAGGACUGUCGAGGAUACACGUGUGAAAACGGACGCUGGUUGUCAUAUGGGAUCUUUCAAAGUGAACACUGUUGUAAGAUGCUGUCCGUGCCAAACCCAAUGUGCGAGGGACUCUUCCCAGAUCUUUACACAACGACUGGACCUCCUCCAACCACGGGACCUCCUCCAACCACCGGAACCCUCCAACCACUGGACCUCCUCCAACCACUGGACCUCCACCAACCACUGGACCUCCACCAACCACUGGACCUCCUCCAACCACAAUUCUACCUACCACGUUGGGCCCACCCACAACAACGCCUGAAUGUAUAGAAGGGCAAUCCAAGGCACAAGACUGCUUUUCAUUUUAUUGUUAUAACGGACACUGGCAGCACUUUGAGUUCAUUAGAAGCGAACACUGUUGCAAGACACACCCCAAUCCACACCCUGUGUGUUACAUAAUGUUCCCAGAAUUGGGGCCUGGACCAUCGUGGCUUGGUUAAGCAACACAAUAUUUACAUUGGGAAGAAUUAAACCUGGCUUGUCAGCAACUCUAUACAGAAUAUUAACAGGGAUCGAUUAAUAAAACCGCCAAUUACUGUCAA